Messenger RNA from Zingiber officinale, 1068 nucleotides. RefSeq names its product protein BZR1 homolog 1-like. NCBI's taxonomy places the organism in Eukaryota, Viridiplantae, Streptophyta, Magnoliopsida, Zingiberales, Zingiberaceae. The record is from RefSeq and is a predicted model, not a curated record. Bases 1 to 918 code for a protein of 305 amino acids. The transcript is spliced from 2 exons. Gene Ontology annotation, molecular function: DNA-binding transcription factor activity. Gene Ontology annotation, biological process: brassinosteroid mediated signaling pathway; DNA-templated transcription.
AUGACGUCGGGCGGGGGGCGGCUGCCCACCUGGAAGGAGAGGGAGAACAACAAGCGCCGGGAACGUAGGCGACGGGCGAUCGCCGCCAAGAUCUUCACCGGCCUGCGGACGCUCGGCAACUACAAGCUCCCCAAGCACUGCGACAACAACGAGGUCCUCAAGGCCCUCUGCCGCGAAGCCGGCUGGGUCGUCGAAGACGACGGCACCACCUACCGCAAGGGAUGCAGGCCGCCUACUCCACCGCCGGAGGCUGCUUCCGGAGGGCCGUCGACAAACAUAAGCCCGUGUUCCUCGCACCUCUUGAGUCCGCUGUCAUCUUCGUUUCCGAGUCCCGUCCCUUCUUACCAUGCCAGUCCUUCGUCGUCAUCCUUCCCCAGUCCCAACCGUCUCGAUAGCUCUGCCAACCAAAGCGUCAAUCCUGCCUGCCUUCUCCCCUUCCUCCGCAACCUAUCCACCCUCCCACCUCUCCGCAUCUCAAACAGCGCGCCGGUGACUCCGCCCCUGUCCUCCCCGACUGCUUCUCGCCCGCCAAAAACUCGGAAACUCGAUUGGGAUAGUAAUGCAUUCUCCCAUCCUAUGUUUGCUGCCUCCGCCCCUGCUAGCCCCACGCGCGGCCGUCAUCACUGGCAACCGGCAACCAUCCCGGAAUGCGAUGAAUCCGAUGCCUCGACUGUCGGAUCUGGUCGCUGGAUUAACUUUCAGAUGACAGCCCCGGCGUCGCCGACCUACAAUCUCGUCGACCCUGGCGCCGCUUCAGCAAAGAACGCGGAACGUUAUUCGCCAGGAGGAAGAGUGGGGAUGGAGUUCGAGUUCGAGAGCGGCACAGUCAAGCCUUGGGAGGGGGAGCGAAUUCAUGAAGUCGGAGUCGACGACCUCGAGCUCACUUUGGGAGUGGGGAGCGUGGCGGCAUCAAAGUGAGAGAGCUCUCGAGCCGUUUCCCGCUCCUUGGUUAUGUAAUUCCAUAGCUGCUAUCUCGGUGCGACCGUUUGCCGAAUGGCUCUUUACAGAUUGUCUGUCUUAUGUUGUCUUCCAGUAAUAUUACUCUUACUACGGCAUGCAGUUUAUCGA